Phaeodactylum tricornutum CCAP 1055/1 is the source of this 920-nucleotide messenger RNA. RefSeq lists its product with no specific name. Gene Ontology annotation, biological process: protein quality control for misfolded or incompletely synthesized proteins. NCBI's taxonomy places the organism in Eukaryota, Bacillariophyta, Bacillariophyceae, Surirellales, Neidiaceae. Gene Ontology annotation, cellular component: endopeptidase Clp complex. Bases 58 to 840 code for a protein of 260 amino acids. Gene Ontology annotation, molecular function: ATP-dependent peptidase activity; serine-type endopeptidase activity; ATPase binding. The transcript has 5 exons. The record is from RefSeq and is a predicted model, not a curated record.
CGAACAUAACUCCAUAGUGUGUACAACUCCAUUCUAUUGCCUUUCGAUUUUGCUGUGAUGUUACGCCGUUUAGCUUUGCUCACGGCGCUGUUGGCUUCGGCUGAUGCUUUUACGAUCCAUCAAAAACCCGCGAUGGUAUCAGCUUCGACGAGAUUGUCAAUGCGAAGUCCCUUCAUGAUGCCCGAGGAGCCUGACGAAGCCCCCAAACGGGCUCCUCGUCCCCCGCGUGCCCCACCACUGCCCACCGUUGACGGGAAAUCGGGACAAUUAGACGUGGUCAGCCGACUUUUGAAAGACCGCAUUCUGCUCUUAGGAACCGACGUCAAUGAUGAAGUUGCCAACGUGUUGGUUGCGCAGCUUUUGUACCUGGCGAACGAAGAUCCCAACAAGGACAUUACGCUCUACAUCAACUCACCUGGUGGUUCCGUUUCGGCUGGCUUGGCCAUUUACGAUACCAUGAAGUUCAUCCCCUGUGAUGUACAAACAGUUUGCUUUGGUAUGGCCGCUUCCAUGGGAGCAUUCUUGCUGGGCGCCGGGACUCCCGGCAAGCGCAAGAGCCUACCCAACGCCCGGAUCAUGAUUCAUCAGCCACUGGGAGGUGCGCAGGGGCAGGCCCAGGAUAUCGAAAUCCAGGCCAAGGAAAUUCUUUACACCAAGGCACUGCUGAACAAAUUUAUUGCGGACUAUACCGAUCAACCGGAAGAGAAAAUUGCCGCCGAUUGCGAUCGGGACUUCUUUAUGACUCCAUACGAGGCCCUGGACUAUGGUAUCAUUGAUGAGGUCAUCAAGACGAAAACGUCGCACAUUCCCAUGCCGGCCAUGCCGAGUCUCCGAAACUAAGGUGGCACCUAUUUGAAAUACUGUAGACACGCUUUAGGCGUAGCUCAAUUUAUAUUUUAGCAGAGAUGCAUUGCUUUUCU